AUGGAUGAGGAAAACAUGACGAAAAGCGAGGGGCAGCAGCCUCUGAGUUUGCAAAAAGCCUUACAGCAGUGCGAGUUGGUCCAAAACAUGAUAGACCUCAGCAUCUCCAACCUGGAGGGGCUCAGAACCAAGUGUGCCACGUCCAACGACCUCACGCAAAAAGAAAUCCGGACCCUGGAGAGCAAGCUGGUGAAGUACUUCAGCCGGCAGCUGUCCUGCAAGAAGAAGGUGGCCCUACAGGAGCGCACCGCCGAGCUGGAGGGCUUCCCCCAGCUCCGGCACUGGUUCCGCAUCGUCGACGUGCGCCAGGAAGUCCUGGAGGAGAUCCCCCCUGGCCAGCUUAGUCUGGAGGAGCUGCUGGACAUGACGGAAGAGCAGGUGUGUGAGACCGUGGAGAAGUACGGGGCCAGCCAGGAGGAGUGUGCACGCCUCAACGCCUCCCUCUCCUGCCUCAGGACCGUGCACAUGUCAGGAGGCAACCUUUCUAAACAAGACUGGACCAUCCAGUGGCCCACCACGGAGACAGGGAAGGAGGACACCCGCGUGUGCCCCCCGGAGCCAGCCCCUUGGAUCCGCACCCACCAGAGCCCCAAGGUCCAGCCCAAGUGUGUCCAGCACUACUGUCACCCCAGCCCCAGCCUUGGGACCCCCGUGUACACCCACGUGGACAGACUGAACGUGGACACCUACCCUGGCCUGUGCCCACCACCACUACCACCACCACUGGAGUUGGGCCAUCGGUCUCUGCCCCCGUCGCCCCGGCAACGGCACGUAGUCCGCACCCCACCACGCACUCCUAAUAUAGUCACCACCGUGACCCCACCCGGCACGCCGCCCAUGAGGAGGAAGAACAAGUUCAGGCCUCCGGGUACCCCGCCGCCCUCAUCCCGAAAGCUGAUCCACUUGAUCCCAGGGUUCACAGCGCUGCAUCGGAGCAAAUCCCACGAGUUCCAGCUGGGGAACCGCGUGGAGGAGGUCCACACACCCAAAGCCAAGAAGAAGAGCAAACCUCUGAACCUCAAGAUCCACAGCAGCGUGGGCAGCUGCGAGAACAUCCCCUCCCAGCAGCGCUCACCCCUCCUGGGCGAGCGCUCCCUCCGCUCCUUCUUUAUGGGACAUCAGGCCGUAGCGCCCUCCACGCCCCCGGUCCACAGCGAGAGCACCCCCUCUGCAAACACUCUGUCGGUGCCACGCUGGUCCCCGCAGAUGCCACGCCGAGAUCUGAGCAACUCCAUCAAGCACAGGUUCUCCACCAAGUACUGGAUGUCCCAAACCUGCACCGUCUGCGGGAAGGGGAUGCUCUUUGGCCUCAAAUGUAAAAACUGCAAGUUAAAGUGCCACAGCAAAUGCACCAAAGAAGCCCCGCCCUGUCACCUCCUAAUCAUCCACAGAGGAGGUAAAGUGUGCUGCCCAUACUAAAAUCCCCACAUCACUGUUUUCGUCCCUACGGAUCCAACAAGGUUAAUCCGGACAGAGUCCGUCCCAUGUGACAUCAACAACCCGCUCCGGAAGCCGCCGCGCUACUCAGACUUGCACAUCAGCCAGACGCUCCCCAAAACCAACAAAAUCAACAAGGACCACAUCCCAGUCCCUUACCAGCCGGACUCCAGCAGCAACCCGUCCUCCACCACUUCCUCCACGCCCUCCUCGCCGGCACCCCCGCUCCCACCCAGCGCCACACCGCCCUCUCCCCUGCACCCCUCCCCGCAGUGCGUGAGGCAACAGAAGAACUUCACCCUGCCAGCAUCCCACUACUACAGAUACAAGCAGCAGUUCAUCUUCCCAGAUGUGGUGCCAGUGCCGGAGACGCCAACCCGGGCGCCCCAGGUCAUCCUGCAUCCGGUGACCUCGAAUCCCAUCUUGGAAGGAAACCCAUUACUUCAAAUUGAAGUGGAGCUGACCUCAGAGAAUGAAGAAGGCCACGACCAGGCCGAGGAGUCUGAAGACGACUUCGAGGAGAUGAACCUGUCCCUCCUCUCGGCCCGGAGCUUCCCACGCAAGGCCAGCCAGACCAGCAUCUUCCUUCAGGAGUGGGACAUCCCCUUCGAGCAGCUGGAGAUCGGCGAGCUCAUCGGGAAGGGCCGCUUCGGGCAGGUGUACCAUGGCCGCUGGCACGGCGAAGUGGCCAUCCGGCUGAUAGACAUCGAGAGGGACAACGAGGACCAGCUCAAGGCCUUCAAGCGGGAAGUGAUGGCCUACCGCCAGACGCGUCACGAGAACGUGGUCCUCUUCAUGGGCGCCUGCAUGAGCCCGCCCCACCUGGCCAUCAUCACCAGCCUCUGUAAAGGACGGACGCUCUAUUCCGUGGUGAGGGACGCCAAGGUCGUCUUGGAUGUCAACAAGACAAGACAGAUUGCCCAAGAAAUUGUGAAGGGCAUGGGCUACCUCCACGCCAAGGGCAUCCUCCACAAGGACCUGAAGUCUAAGAACGUCUUCUACGACAACGGCAAAGUGGUGAUCACAGACUUUGGGCUCUUCAGCAUUUCUGGGGUGCUGCAGGCUGGCAGGCGGGAGGGCAAGCUGCGCAUCCAGAGCGGCUGGCUGUGCCACCUGGCGCCCGAGAUCAUCCGCCAGCUGUCCCCCGACACGGAGGAGGACAAGCUCCCCUUCUCCAAGCACUCUGACGUCUUUGCGCUCGGCACAAUCUGGUAUGAACUCCACGCCAGGGAGUGGCCUUUCAAGACCCAGCCAGCAGAGGCAGUAAUCUGGCAAAUGGGCACCGGCAUGAAACCUAACCUCAGCCAGAUUGGCAUGGGCAAAGAAAUCUCGGACAUUCUUCUUUUCUGCUGGGCUUUUGACCAAGAGGAGAGACCUACCUUCACCAAGCUCAUGGACAUGCUGGAGAAGCUGCCGAAGCGGAACCGCCGCCUGUCUCACCCUGGACAUUUCUGGAAGUCGGCCGAGUAG
Echinops telfairi (small Madagascar hedgehog) is the source of this 2907-nucleotide messenger RNA. It is a transcript of the gene KSR2, whose product is annotated as kinase suppressor of ras 2. Gene Ontology annotation, molecular function: protein kinase activity; ATP binding. NCBI's taxonomy places the organism in Eukaryota, Metazoa, Chordata, Mammalia, Afrosoricida, Tenrecidae. The transcript has 20 exons. The record is from RefSeq and is a predicted model, not a curated record. Gene Ontology annotation, biological process: protein phosphorylation.